This is a messenger RNA of Tribolium madens (black flour beetle), 1288 nucleotides long. RefSeq names its product ADP,ATP carrier protein 1. Gene Ontology annotation, biological process: mitochondrial ADP transmembrane transport; mitochondrial ATP transmembrane transport. The record is from RefSeq and is a predicted model, not a curated record. Gene Ontology annotation, molecular function: ATP:ADP antiporter activity. Gene Ontology annotation, cellular component: mitochondrial inner membrane. The transcript has 4 exons. The coding region runs from base 75 to 971 and encodes 298 amino acids. NCBI's taxonomy places the organism in Eukaryota, Metazoa, Arthropoda, Insecta, Coleoptera, Tenebrionidae.
CGUACUGUCAAAACUGCCUCUUUCGUUCCCGAGAAACCAUCGAGUGUUAACGUGUACGAGUGUAAACCUUCAAAAUGCCCACCGAUCCCAUGAGUUUUGCCAAGGAUUUCCUCGCCGGGGGGAUCUCAGCGGCGGUCUCCAAGACAGCGGUCGCCCCCAUCGAACGCGUCAAACUCCUCUUGCAAGUCCAAGCCGCUAGCAAGCAAAUCGCCGCCGACAAACAGUAUAAAGGGAUCAUCGAUUGCCUGGUGCGCAUCCCCAAAGAGCAGGGUUUCAUCAGUUUCUGGCGUGGUAACCUCGCCAACGUCAUCCGUUAUUUCCCUACUCAGGCAUUGAACUUCGCCUUCAAGGAUGUCUACAAACAGAUGUUUUUGGGUGGUGUUGACAAGCACACCCAAUUCUGGAGGUAUUUCGCCGGUAAUCUAGCAUCAGGUGGUGCUGCAGGUGCAACAUCUUUGUGCUUUGUAUAUCCUCUGGAUUAUGCUCGUACUCGUUUGGGAGCUGAUGUUGGAAAGGGCAAGGGCGAAAGGCAGUACACCGGCCUUUUGGACUGUAUUAAGAAAACAGUGAAAUCCGAUGGAAUAAUCGGUUUGUAUAGAGGUUUCUUCGUGUCAGUGCAAGGUAUCAUCAUCUACCGUGCCUCCUACUUCGGCUUCUUUGAUACUGCCAAGGGAAUGUUGCCCGAUCCCAAGAACACGCCCUUCCUCAUCUCAUUCCUCAUCGCACAGUGCGUAACGACAGUCUCUGGGAUUACGUCAUAUCCAUUCGACACUGUCAGACGACGUAUGAUGAUGCAGUCUGGCCGUGCUAAAGCUGAUAUUAUGUACAAGAAUACACUGGAUUGUUGGGUCAAGAUCGGCAAAACUGAAGGUCCAAGUGCCUUCUUCAAGGGAGCAUUCUCUAACAUCCUGCGCGGUACUGGCGGAGCUUUGGUUCUUGUAUUAUACGACGAGCUUAAAGCUGUGCUUUAAACAACAAUAGUAGAAUUAUUACGGUUUAAAUUAUUAAUUGUCUCAUAAUUUAUUUGUUUCAUUCCGUGGUUGAUGCAUUUGUUUAGGCCGACAUUCCUCUUUUUUUAGACUUUUUAACAUUUAUCAGGCAUUCCGCGUGAACAAUUUCUUUUGUUAUGCCAAUUGUAAGCUGAAGUAUUGAUAGCCCUGUAUUUUAACAACCCUGUAUAUUUUAACAGCCGUUUACCAAUAAACAGUUGUGAUAAGUUACUUUAUUAUUGUUUUUUUUUCGUUAUUGUUGGUAGUAUGGAACGUAAUAAAGUUGUUAAUAUAGUUGA